GUGCGUGAAGCAAGGAAGCGUUUUCGAUGAUGAGACGGGCCGUAGACGGGCGAGUUGAGCCGUGAUGCGUCGUGCCGGUUGGACUGGGCAGAUUCUGCACCCGAAGCCACGUGAGUAAGUCUGACCACUCCUCUCAGACUCCGCAGCAGCGCGGCUCCCGACUGGCACUUCUCGCGUCGUGACAUCGAGUAUUGGGACUUCAGCCCUUUCGCGACGUCUAAACUUUCCAUAGCCUGGUGAUCUUGGCUUUUGCGUUGGUUGAGUCGCAUGUAUACCUAGGUGUGGUUCAUGCGCUCUCGCCCCGGCUGUCGUCCACAGGAGAAUGCUGUCUCCUGCUGUCGCAUCGGACCCUGUAACCUCAACGAACACACACAACUCGUCUGCCUCUUUGCACACCCCUUCCGUGCUCAACAACAUCAGCGGCCACGGUAGCGCGAUCUUGCAGCCUGGCGCGAACGGCACCCACGCAGGCGUAGCGGCGCCGGCGAGAGAUGUGAUACGUGAAGGGAAGGAGAAGGCACGAGCCGUAAUGGCGGCAUCAGGUAUUUACAUUGGAGCGAAUACGCCGACUAGGGCGUCAACAUUCGACGGCGCCAGCGUGUCUCCAAUCACGAAUGGCGUCGCGCAUGGUCGCAAGCGAUCACGGUCAGGCUCGCCGAGACCACUGUCGAACUCCAGACAAGCGAACGCGGAACAAACAGCAGCCGACGACCAUGGCAGGUACUUACUAACACAGUAUCGCAUACGCGAUCAGUAUAAAUCAGCACACAUCUCUGAGCGCAUAUCGCGCCAGGAGGAUCUCCAAAGGAGCAAACUGCAAGCAAGCCAGGAAAUCAGGAGGCUAGAGGCACCACCGAAAACUUCUCAUGAAAUGCACCAAAGAGUCUGGGACGCUGCGAGAAUAUACGGCGGCGGAUUUGAGGGUUGGGGUAAUGGCUGGACCGUCUCACCGCAGCCUGUCCUCAUGUAUCCUCACGAUCCGCAGAAAAAAUGGCCGGGGCACAAGACUCGUCACGACCGCCGUAUUCGCUUCAACAGGAAGCAGCUGGCGAACCAAGCAGAACAGCUGGAGGAUUUGGUUCCCAUACGCCUAGACAUUGAGCAUGACAAAAUCAAGCUACGCGAUACUUUCACCUGGAACCUGCACGAACGAAUAAUGGAACCUCGAGUGUUCGCCGAGACGCUUGUUGAGGAUUUCAAGAUUCCCCAGGAACACCUGCAAUACGUAUCUCAGGAAGUCUAUAAGACGAUACAGGAAAGCAUUAUUGAAUACUACCCUCACAUCUUUCUAGAGGAGAAUCCCGACGACCCUAGCGCACCCGACGAUGUGAACAGAAACGAUGAAAUGCGGAUUGUAAUCAAGCUGAAUAUCACCAUUGGCGCGCAUACCUUGGUUGAUCAAUUCGAGUGGGACAUCAACAACCCAGACAAUGACCCAGAAGCCUUUGCUAAACAACUGGCCAUAGACAUGGCCUUGUCAGGAGAGUUUACCACUGCGAUAGCACACCAGAUUCGGGAACAGGUCCAGAUGUUUACAAAGAGCUUGUACAUCACGGGACAUCCUUUCGAUGGACGGCCAGUUGAGGACUCGGAUGUUCGCGAUAACUUCUUGCCCUCGCCAAUCAAUUCAGUCUUCCGACCGGUUCAGUCAGCUAAGGACUUCCAUCCAUUCUUGUAUGAGCUGAAGAACGAGGAACUCAACCAGCAGGAAUUGUCGAUACUGCGCGAACAGAGAAGGCAGAAGAGGUCAACGACCCGGCGUGGUGGUCCUGCUCUUCCAGAUCUAAAAGAUCGCGAGAGAACCGUGCGAUCUCUAAUUGUGUCGACCGUCCUACCGGGUGCGGCAGAUUCAUUAGAAAAUGCAAGGGUGUUCAAGUAUUCGCGUGCCUCAGGUCGCAGAAAAGGCGGCAACCGCACCUUUGAUGGCUCGGAUUCGGAAGAAUCAGAAUCGGAGGAGUCGGAGGCAGAGGAGGUUACUCAGAUCACUGGUGGUACCGCGCGAACGCGUGGUAUACGUGGUGCAGCUUCUGCGGCACAAGCAGCCAUGAGAGCUACAUUAGGUAGAUCGCAAACACCUGAGGUUACGCAGUUGGAAACCCAACAACAGGAACGGCGGGCCACGUCGCGAUCUCUGCGUUAUGAAAUGCGAGAAGAGAGUGUGCCGGAUCCUACAACCAUGAUCGUCAAGUUAAAGAUCAACCCCACCAAGUUCCGAGCAUGGUUGAGAACAUAUCAAGCACGUCCAUCCAAUGCGUCUUCCACACCGCAUGUAUCUUCACAGACAGGCACUCCGCAGCAACAUGGUCAGGGGGGAUCAUCGAUGCCUCCGCCACCUUCGCCGGCUCCAGGGAAAAAUACGACGCCAAGACCUCCGUCGAGGAGUUCCUCUGCGAACGAAACAAAAUGGAGAUAUCAUCCCGAUGGAAGCGUCGAUGCUCCGGAUACUCCUCCCGAUGAUGACAGCCAAAUACCACCCCCACCGACUUGGCUUACAGAAGCGCUUUCGGGCUUGAGUAAAGAGCGGCCUCGUGAUUCCUUUGAAGGCUUCAUGAAACUACUUCAUGCGGACAGGCGAACAGGGCACCAACUGAAGCCCGACGAGCUGCAGAACGUACCUAAAGAAUUCAUUAUGCAGAAAUGGUUCCCAAGGAUCCGGUGUAAUGACUGUCCAGGGAAGUCAUACAAUGCUAAACCCGCGGAUGUUGUGCAGAACUUCAUGGUACAUCUUAACAACAGAAAACAUAGGGACCAGGUUGAAGCGAGGAUCAGAAAUGGAGGCAGAGCUGGUGCUGAGUAGAAGACGUCUGCGAGUUGCUGAAGGAUCAGAAACAUGUUGGACUGGGACAGCAUAUGAUGCAGUCUGCUUCAUAAAAUUAGCUAUCAUAGCUUGGCCUAACCUAGACGGUUCUGGUAGCGAUGCACACGAUUUUGCACCGUAGAAGAGGAGCGCUGUGGGAAACGAUGGGUUUUGUGUAGCGACACUUUCUAUUUUUGAUAAGGACCAGUGGGCUCCUGUCAACUGAAUGAUAAAAUCAAUGUCUCGUCCGA
This is a messenger RNA of Verruconis gallopava, 3048 nucleotides long. RefSeq lists its product as uncharacterized. Lineage: Eukaryota; Fungi; Ascomycota; Dothideomycetes; Venturiales; Sympoventuriaceae. Gene Ontology annotation, biological process: regulation of transcription by RNA polymerase II; chromatin remodeling. Gene Ontology annotation, cellular component: nucleus; nuclear chromosome; SWI/SNF complex. Gene Ontology annotation, molecular function: transcription coregulator activity. Bases 323 to 2797 code for a protein of 824 amino acids. The transcript has 3 exons. The record is from RefSeq and is a predicted model, not a curated record.